AUGGAUAUGAUCAAAACAAUCUGUUGCUGUGGUGGUGAGGACAAUGACGGUUUGCCGUACGAGCGCUUCUAUGACGACUCCAGUGUGACUCCAGUCAGACGAGACGACGGGCGACUCAAUGGUCGCGGAGUCGAUGAGGUGGACAGUGUUGGUUGGGAUGCUUCACGUAAGGCUGUAAAAAGCAAAGAGGAACAGGAAGAAGAAGCUUUGAAUCGAAUCCUUGAAAACACUCAGCACGCGCGCGCUCAGUUUUACGAAGAAGCCAUUCGUACGCAUGAUCAAAACGUGAGCCGAGGUGCUAACUCAUCAACUAGUCCAAGUCGUCCCGUGAAACGUCUUCUGGAGGAUUGUGGAAAUAGAGCUGUUGACUGGCUCACGAGACCUGCACCUUCACAUGAGUCCUUAGAGGAGAUACGGCGCUGGACGGCAGAGAUGAAUGAGGCUGUGACGAAAGGAAUACAAGUGCAACAUAAAACAGAUAUUGUGGUUUAUAUGGACCUUUAA
Molecule: messenger RNA, 504 nt
Organism: Ostertagia ostertagi
Lineage: Eukaryota; Metazoa; Nematoda; Chromadorea; Rhabditida; Trichostrongylidae
Source: the annotation of a GenBank genome assembly